AUGCCCAAUGUUCAACAACAUACAGACCUCUUCGCACCAAUACAGAUUAUCACAAUACUUUCACCAUUUAACACUUCCAUUCAGAAAGCCAAAUGCCCAACAUGUGUCUUAAGAUCCGCUCUGAACUUCGUAAGUGAUGGAGAGGUAGUCAGAAAAGUAGGUAGAGAGUUCCAGAGAAAAAGGCCAGAAAAAGCAAAAGCAGAUUCAGCAAAAGAAUGUUUAACACGAGUUAAGAAGCGAGAACAAGAAAACGAUCGUAAACCGGCCGUUUAUGUUCAAUUAAUAUAUCUGAUAAUUACGUCGCGUCACAUUCCAUCAUCACCAUGGUUUGAUGAUGAAUGUAGAGAACUGAAGCGAGAAUGUCACAAAUAUGAUCCAGCGUAG
Molecule: messenger RNA, 384 nt
Organism: Helobdella robusta
Lineage: Eukaryota; Metazoa; Annelida; Clitellata; Rhynchobdellida; Glossiphoniidae
Exons: 3
Coding region: 1-384 (127 amino acids)
Source: RefSeq, a predicted model, not a curated record